Messenger RNA from Colletotrichum lupini, 1305 nucleotides. RefSeq lists its product as uncharacterized. The record is from RefSeq and is a predicted model, not a curated record. The coding region runs from base 1 to 1305 and encodes 434 amino acids. NCBI's taxonomy places the organism in Eukaryota, Fungi, Ascomycota, Sordariomycetes, Glomerellales, Glomerellaceae. The transcript has 5 exons.
AUGGCAUAUGCCACAAACUCUCUCGUCAUCCUCUGGUUGCUUAGCCUAGUCAACGGGAGCUAUGCACCCAAGUCCCAAGUUUCCUAUCUCAGGCCACGUGCCGAUACUGUGGAACAGAAUAGCUCCUCCAUCUUGACGGAGAGCCUUUUGAAUCCAAAUGCCACGGGAAGCUGGCCAAUCUUCGGCAUCGAUGUGUCGAAGCCACUUGCAGAGACUCCAACAAACAAUGAAUUCGGCCACGGAAACGGGUGGAGCAUUGACGUUGCAGUUGCCACAAACGUUAGUGGGGGAACUGUGAGCAAUUCGAACCCGUCAAAAAUCAGUCUUGACUCCUCAAACAAUCCGGUCGAGAGAGGAAACGCAACUGACGGGUACCGUAUCUGCUCAUAUGUUUGGUGGCAGAUGAGCUGGACUGAGAACAAGAUCAAGAAGCUCAAUGAUGAUAUCCAAGGCUCAUGUGGUGGCGUCAUCCCACAAAAUUGUAUCGACGAUCUUAAAGAAACUGCAGCGAAGGUCCAGUGCGAUAGUUCUUUGGAGUCUUCGCUGUACGGCAUCGGAUUCGACAUUCCGGCGAGCUGUAGCGACUCAAUGGCUUAUACAACGGCAGAAAGAAGAAACCUCACAACGGAGUUCAUCUCAAACGCCUCGGCCUCUUCGCACACGCUAUUUCAGUCAACUGCACCCUACAACAUUCCCGGCAACGAUAGUAAUACCAGACAGGUCUAUGACUACGCGGUGACACAGGUCUGGCCCGUAAUGCUCUCUUACAUUUAUACUGAAGGGAGCGCGGUUUCAAACUACACGGUCUUUCGCUGCGUUCGCGCCAAUGACAUUACUGCUGGAAGCCGGUCGCCCGAAAGCUUCGGAAAUAGACCAAGUUCAUCGACUCAACACAGAUCGUCGUUUGCGGGUCUUUUUGUUGGCUUGCUAGUUGCUACGAUCGUUUCGUCUCUCAUGACACAUCCAUCGAUUUACGAGGAUUUACUGUACCUUGGGAUACACCACAUAGCUGCUAAAGGUGUAAACGUAUCUCGCAAUGGAUACUCUUUGCUUACAUGCCCUGAGGAAUCGAACUCACACCGCACCGGAAGACAUGGUCAUUUCACCGACAUUGAGAUGAUGGCGAGCACGAAGACCAAUGUGCAUACAACAACAUGCCCCAAUUUUGGCGACCUCCUCGAGUUUCUUCUUCUCCUCGACAGAGACAUAAUCCUUGUGAUACCAAGAAGGCUAAAUGAAUUCCUGCACGUCUGGUGCCAUGCCUACUCCUCAGGCUGCGAGGCUGAGCUCCUAGUGGUUACGUAA